Messenger RNA from Aphis gossypii (cotton aphid), 411 nucleotides. RefSeq lists its product as uncharacterized. The transcript is spliced from 2 exons. Lineage: Eukaryota; Metazoa; Arthropoda; Insecta; Hemiptera; Aphididae. The coding region runs from base 1 to 411 and encodes 136 amino acids. The record is from RefSeq and is a predicted model, not a curated record.
AUGGACAAGGAAUGCCCGCACUGCCAUGCUCUUAAAUUCAAAAAUGAGCCAGUCGGCAUGUGUUGCGCGUCAGGAAAGAUGCAACUACCUAAAGUUGAAACACCACCUGAACCAUUGAACGGUUUACUUAUCGGCACAGAUCCAGAUUCCAACGUGUUCCUGAAGUCAAUUAGAACAUUCAAUUCAUGUUUUCAAAUUACAUUGAAAAAAAUAUUUGCAUUUGCAAUGACUAUCAAUAAGUCCCAAGGCCAAACGAUGUCUGUUUGUGACUUAGAUUUGAGUACACCAUGUUUUUCACACGGACAAUUAUACGUGGCAUGCUCUCGAGUGGGUAAACCAUCCAGUUUGUUUGUGUUAGCUAAAGAUGGGCUUACAAAAAAUAUUGUUCACGCUAUAGCAUUAAGAAAUUGA